UCCGCCCGCCCGCCGCCGGCGCCAUGGCGGUGAAGGGGGCCGCGGCCGGCGCCGGGGUGCUCCUGGUGACGGCCAACGUCGGGUCCCUCUUUGACGACCCAGAAAAUUUACAGAAGAAUUGGCUUCGGGAAUUUUAUCAGGUUGUACAUGCACACAAGCCCCACUUCAUGGCUUUACACUGUCAAGAAUUUGGAGGAAAAAACUAUGAAGCUUCCAUGUCUCAUGUGGACAAGUUUGUUAAAGAAUUGUUAUCAAGUGAUGCGAUGAAAGACUACAACAGAGCUCGAGUUUACCUGGAUGAGAACUAUAAAUCACAGGAACACUUUACGGCUCUAGGAAGUUUCUACUUUCUUCAUGAAUCUUUGAAAAACAUCUACCAGUUUGAUUUUAAAGCUAAGAAGUAUAAAAAGGUUACUGGGAAAGAAAUCUACUCAGACACUUUAGAAAGCACGCCCAUGCUGGAAAAAGAGAAGUUUCCACAGGAUUAUUUCCCUGAGUGCAAGUGGUCCAGAAAAGGUUUCAUUCGAACGAGAUGGUGUAUUACUGAUUGUGCCUUUGACUUGGUAAACAUUCAUCUUUUCCAUGAUGCUUCCAAUUUAAUUGCUUGGGAAACAAGCCCAUCGGUUUACUCAGGAAUACGGCAUAAGGCUCUUGGCUAUGUACUUGAUAGAAUUAUAGAUCAGCGGUUUGAGAAAGUUUCGUAUUUUGUCUUUGGAGAUUUCAACUUUAGACUGGAUGCCAAAGCAGUAGUAGAGACACUAUGUGCAAAGGCUACAAUGCAGACUAUCCGGGCAGCUGACACAAAUGAAGUAGUCAAGCUAAUAUUUCGUGAAUCUGAUAAUGACCGAAAGGUUAUGCUACAAUUAGAAAAGAAGCUCUUUGACUAUUUUAAUCAAGAUGUAUUUAGAGAUAACAAUGGCACUGCGCUUUUAGAAUUUGACAGAGAGCUGUCAGUCUUUAAAGACAGAUUGUAUGAACUGGACAUCUCAUUUCCUCCCAGUUAUCCAUACAGCGAGGACUCUAGCCAGGGAAAGCAGUACAUGAAUACGAGAUGCCCAGCCUGGUGCGACAGAAUCCUGAUGUCCCACUCAGCCAAGGAGCUCAUUCUGAAAUCAGAAAAUGAUGAGAAGAUAGUAAUAUAUGACCACAUUGGGCCAAAUGUCUGCAUGGGGGAUCACAAGCCUGUGUUCCUGUCCUUUCGAAUAGCUGCUGGGGCAGGUAAACCUAUUGCAAAUGUGCACAAGUGUUGUGUCGUGCAGUGAUGUGGUGGAAAAAGAUGCCUACGAAAUGAGAAGAUUUUCCGUGAAACCACACUGUAGCAAGGAGGGGAAGGA
This is a messenger RNA of Gymnogyps californianus (California condor), 1334 nucleotides long. It is a transcript of the gene INPP5A, whose product is annotated as inositol polyphosphate-5-phosphatase A. The transcript has 16 exons. Bases 24 to 1262 code for a protein of 412 amino acids. Gene Ontology annotation, biological process: phosphatidylinositol dephosphorylation. The record is from RefSeq and is a predicted model, not a curated record. Gene Ontology annotation, molecular function: inositol-polyphosphate 5-phosphatase activity. Lineage: Eukaryota; Metazoa; Chordata; Aves; Accipitriformes; Cathartidae.